This is a messenger RNA of Antrostomus carolinensis (chuck-will's-widow), 4093 nucleotides long. Its product is annotated as plexin-A4. Gene Ontology annotation, cellular component: semaphorin receptor complex; plasma membrane. Gene Ontology annotation, biological process: regulation of cell migration; semaphorin-plexin signaling pathway. The transcript is spliced from 27 exons. The record is from RefSeq and is a predicted model, not a curated record. NCBI's taxonomy places the organism in Eukaryota, Metazoa, Chordata, Aves, Caprimulgiformes, Caprimulgidae. Gene Ontology annotation, molecular function: semaphorin receptor activity. The annotation marks the transcript as partial.
GUGCACAAGGAAGGAACGAUGUGAACGCUCCAGUGAGCCUCGGAGAUUCGCCUCGGAGAUGAAGCAAUGUGUCCGGCUUACUGUGCAUCCCAACAACAUCUCUGUCUCCCAGUACAACGUAUUGCUGGUCUUGGAAACCUACAAUGUCCCUGAGCUGUCAGCAGGAGUCAAUUGCACUUUCGAAGACCUUUCAGAGAUGGAUGGCUUGGUGGUGGGCAGUCAGAUCCAAUGCAUCUCACCAGCUGCCAAAGAGGUGCCCCAGAUCAUCACAGAGAACGGAGACCAUCACAUUGUCCAGCUUCAGCUCAAGUCCAAGGAAACGGGUGUGACCUUUGCCAGUACCAGCUUUGUCUUCUACAACUGCAGCGUCCACAACUCGUGCCUGUCAUGCGUGGAGAGCCCUUACCGGUGUCACUGGUGCAAGUACCGCCACGUCUGCACUCACGACCCCAGCUCCUGCUCCUUCCAGGAGGGACGAGUCAAGCUGCCUGAGGACUGUCCUCAGCUGCUGCAGGCAGAAAAGAUCCUCGUGCCGGUGGAAGUGAUCAAGCCAAUCACACUGAAGGCCAAGAACUUGCCCCAGCCGCAGUCAGGCCAGCGAGGCUACGAGUGCAUCUUGAACAUCCAGAGCAAUGAACAGCGAGUGCCUGCCUUGAGAUUCAACAGCUCCAGUGUGCAGUGCCAGAACACUUCGUAUUCAUACGAAGGGAUGGACAUUAACAGCCUGCCAGUGGAGCUGACGGUCGUGUGGAAUGGGAAUUUCAACAUUGACAACCCAGCACAGAACAAAGUUCACCUCUACAAGUGUGGGGCCAUGCGGGACAGCUGUGGACUCUGCCUGAAAGCCGACCCGGACUUUGAAUGUGGCUGGUGUGAGGGGCAGAACCAGUGCACGCUGAAGCAGCACUGCCCAGCCCAGGAUAGCCAGUGGCUGGAGUUGUCCAGCACGAAGGGCAAAUGCACCAACCCCAAGAUCACAGAUAUUAAUCCAGUGACAGGCCCUCGUGAAGGAGGAACCAAAGUGACCAUCCGUGGGGAGAAUCUUGGGUUGGAGUUCAGAGAUAUUGCAUCUCACGUCAAAGUAGCUGGGGUGGAAUGCAAACCGCUGGUGGAAGGGUACAUCCCAGCAGAGCAGAUAGUAUGUGAGAUGGGGGAGGCCAAGCCCAGCCAGCAUGCUGGAUUCGUGGAAAUCUGUGUGGCCGAGUGCAAACCAGAGUUCAUGGCCAGGUCUUCACAGCUCUACUACUUCAUGACUCUGACACUCUCUGAUCUCAAGCCGAAGAGGGGACCAGUGUCGGGUGGCACCCAAGUGACAAUUACGGGCAACAACCUCAAUGCAGGCAGCAAUGUCAUCGUGACCUUUGGACGACAACCGUGUCUCUUCUACAGGAGAUCCACCAAGCACAUUGUCUGUAAUACCACUGCCUCAGAUGAAGGCUUUGAGAAGGUGAAGGUGUCUGUUAGAGUAGACAAGGCCAAGAUACAUCAGGAGUUGCAGUAUGAGUAUGUAGAAGAUCCAACCAUCCUGAGGAUCGAGCCUGAGUGGAGCAUCUUCAGUGGUAACACACCCAUUGCAGUGUGGGGAACUCACCUAGACCUGAUCCAAAAUCCUCAGAUCCGGGCAAAGCAUGGUGGAAAGGAACACGUCAAUAACUGUGAGGUGCAGAACAGCACAGAGAUGACCUGCCAGGCUCCAGCAUUGGCUGUGGACCCCAAUCACCAGUCUGAGCUUGCCGAGCGUCCAGAGGAGUUUGGCUUCAUUCUUGACAACGUGCAGUCCCUGCUGAUCCUCAACAAAACCAACUUCACCUACUAUCCAAACCCAAUCUUUGAGGUUUUUAAUCCCUCGGGGAUUCUGGAGCUGAAGCCAGGAAGUCCCAUUAUAUUGAAGGGCAAGAACUUGAUCCCACCAGUGGCAGGAGGGAAUGCCAAGCUGAACUACACUGUUUUGGUUGGUGAGAAGCCCUGUGCGGUGACCGUAUCAGAUGUGCAGCUACUGUGUGAAUCCCCAAACCUUAUUGGACGGCACAAGGUGAUGGCUCGUGUAGGAGGGAUGGAGUUCUCCCCUGGAAUGGUCUACAUCUCUCCAGACAGCCCUCUCAGCUUGCCAGCUAUCGUCAGCAUUGCGGUGGCCGGUGGCCUGCUCAUCAUCUUCAUCGUGGCUGUGCUGAUUGCAUACAAACGCAAAUCUAGAGAAAGUGACCUCACCCUCAAGCGUCUGCAGAUGCAGAUGGACAACCUGGAGUCCAGGGUGGCACUAGAGUGCAAGGAAGCCUUUGCAGAGCUACAGACAGAUAUUCAUGAGCUAACAAGUGAUCUGGAUGGAGCUGGGAUCCCUUUCCUCGAUUACCGAACCUACACCAUGAGGGUGCUUUUCCCUGGCAUUGAAGAUCAUCCAGUCCUGAGGGAUCUGGAGGUCCCUGGUUAUAGGCAGGAACGUGUGGAGAAAGGCCUGAAGCUCUUUGCCCAGCUCAUCAACAACAAGGUUUUCCUGCUGUCCUUCAUCCGCACACUGGAGUCCCAACGCAGCUUCUCCAUGAGGGACCGUGGUAACGUGGCCUCACUGAUCAUGACAGUGCUGCAGAGCAAGCUGGAGUAUGCUACUGAUGUCCUCAAACAGCUCUUGGCUGACCUCAUAGACAAAAAUCUGGAGAGCAAGAACCACCCCAAGCUGCUGCUCAGGAGGACAGAGUCUGUGGCUGAGAAAAUGCUCACCAACUGGUUCACCUUCCUUCUGUACAAGUUCCUCAAGGAGUGUGCUGGAGAACCUCUUUUCUCCCUCUUCUGUGCCAUCAAACAGCAGAUGGAAAAGGGUCCCAUCGACUCAAUCACUGGGGAGGCCCGGUACUCACUGAGUGAGGACAAGCUCAUACGACAGCAGAUUGAUUACAAGACACUGGUCCUGAGCUGCGUGAACCCUGACAACGUGAACAGCCCUGAGAUCCCGGUGAAGAUCCUGAAUUGUGACACCAUCACACAAGUCAAGGAGAAAAUCCUCGAUGCCAUUUUCAAGAACGUGCCCUGUUCCCACCGACCCAAAGCUGCUGAUAUGGACUUGGAAUGGCGGCAAGCAAGCGGGGCAAGGAUGAUCCUUCAGGAUGAAGACAUCACAACCAAGAUAGAGAAUGACUGGAAGAGACUCAACACACUGGCACACUAUCAGGUAACUGUUCCCUUUUUAGGAUCUGUGGUAGCUUUAGUCUCCAAGCAAGUCACUGCCUACAAUGCAGUCAACAACUCCACAGUCUCCCGGACAUCAGCCAGCAAGUAUGAAAACAUGAUCCGUUACACAGGCAGCCCAGACAGCCUCCGUUCCCGCACACCCAUGAUCACCCCUGACCUUGAGAGUGGAGUCAAGAUGUGGCACUUGGUGAAGAACCAUGAGCAUGGUGACCAAAAAGAGGGUGACCGGGGCAGCAAGAUGGUUUCUGAGAUCUACUUGACAAGACUACUUGCCACCAAGGGCACCCUCCAGAAAUUUGUAGAUGACCUCUUUGAAACCAUCUUCAGCACUGCUCACCGUGGCAGUGCGCUUCCCUUGGCUAUCAAAUACAUGUUUGACUUUCUGGAUGAACAGGCUGACAAGCACAACAUCCAUGACCCCCACGUGCGGCACACCUGGAAGAGCAACUGCCUGCCAUUAAGGUUUUGGGUUAACAUGAUCAAGAACCCACAGUUCGUCUUUGACAUCCACAAGAACAGUAUCACAGAUGCCUGCCUUUCUGUAGUGGCUCAGACUUUCAUGGACUCCUGUUCAACCUCAGAGCACCGUCUGGGCAAAGACUCACCCUCCAACAAGCUUCUUUAUGCCAAGGACAUCCCCAGCUACAAGAACUGGGUGGAAAGGUACUAUUCUGACAUCGCCAAAAUGCCAGCAAUCAGUGACCAGGACAUGAAUGCAUACUUGGCUGAGCAGUCUCGCAUGCAUAUGAAUGAGUUCAACACUAUGAGUGCACUCUCCGAGAUAUACUCCUACGUUGGCAAGUACAGCGAGGAGAUUCUUGGAGCCCUUGAUCAAGAUGACCAGGCUGGGAAACAGAAACUUGCCUACAAACUUGAACAAGUCAUAACCCUCAUGAGCAUAGACAGCUGA